This is a messenger RNA of Helianthus annuus (common sunflower), 4065 nucleotides long. RefSeq lists its product as uncharacterized. The coding region runs from base 1 to 4065 and encodes 1354 amino acids. The transcript has 11 exons. Lineage: Eukaryota; Viridiplantae; Streptophyta; Magnoliopsida; Asterales; Asteraceae. Gene Ontology annotation, molecular function: DNA helicase activity. The record is from RefSeq and is a predicted model, not a curated record. Gene Ontology annotation, biological process: DNA repair; telomere maintenance.
AUGUUGAAGAAGACGAUUGUUUGUGUUUUAGUUAGUAAGAGAAAUGAUGUGUAUAUGGAGAUGUUAAAUAAGAGAAGAUUAGAAAAUACCCCGUUGAGUGAUAUCACUUUAGUUCCGGAAUCAAUUAAAAGUACACUUGGAAGGACACCAUUGUCGAACAUUACCAAUGGUACAAAUGAUUCAGUUCCUUUAUUAUGUAACUCAAAUGCAUUACUUGCUGCUCAUAGAAGAAAAAUGCGGAAGAUUUAUCUUGAUAAUAGGCGAACAAAGUCAAAUAAAAGAAGAAGUGCACCAAGUGGUAGAGGAUCCUCUAAAAUUGUUAACAACUCCCAGUUCAUCGACGAAGAAAAUUAUAAUCCGAAUCUUCCUUCUUCAUCUAAUAGUUUUCAGACAUUGCGUAACUUUACAUCUUUAACAACGACAACACCCUUAAGUGGCAUAACAACUGGUGUCACAAUUGUGACAUUCACAGGUGCUAUUACUUUUAAUAACCAAUUAACCCAUACGCCUAGCAGUUCUCAGUUUUCUAUUGUUUCAAACAUUGUUACACAAAACAGUAACAACAUUCUUCGAUCUUCGUCUACGUUGACUAAGCUUAAAUCUGGUAAACAAAAGGUUUUACCUAAGAAACGUAUCGAACCUAUUCCAAUGGUAGAUCUUACUUCUGAUGACGACAAUGAAAAUUUACAUUCCAUUGAAGACCCUUAUAAAGGUGUAUCCACAGAUUAUUUGGAUCAUGGUAAUCAAAUCCUUAGAUGCGAGAUGUGUCAUUCAUUAUUAUGGUCUGAUGAAGGUGGUAAAGGUAGAAUUACAUUGGGUAAGUUAACUUAUAGUUUAUGUUGUGGUUAUGGCAAAGUGGAGCUUCCAGAUUUGAAAGAACCUACUUCAGUAUACAAGGAUCUAUUUGGAAAUUCUAAUGAAAAAAGUAAGUACUUUUUAAAGAAUAUCCGUCGAUACAAUUCUAUGUUCUCCUUCACAUCAAUGGGUGGAAAGGUGGUUUGGUACCUACACCUGGGAAAGAUCCAAAGUUCUCCCAGCUUUAUAUUUACGAUACUGAUAAUGAAGUUUCAAAUCGGAAAAAGGUUGUUCAGUGAAUCUACAAAUAAGUCGGAUUCUCAUUUAAAGCAGUUAGAUAUUCAGCUCAUUAAGUUUUUAAAAGACUUCCUGGAUCAUAAUAAUGAGUUGGUUAAAAGUUAUAGAAUUGCAAGAAACCACUUCAAUGAGAAUCCUAAUGAAAAUUUCAAGCUUCGUCUCAUUUACAAAAGAGAUCUUGACGGUCGUACUUACAACUUGCCCUCAACUUCAGAAGUUGCUGCAUUGAUAGUUGGUGAUCUACAUAAAAUAAUUGAUUAUCGUGAUAUUGUUGUUGAGUCUCACACUGAAGGUCUUCAACGAAUCAGUGAACUUCAUCCAUCAUAUCUAGCACUUCAGUAUCCAAUCCUUUUUCCUAAUGGUGAUGAUGGAUAUAGAAUAGACAUUCCUCAUAGGGAUGGUAUACGUACGUUAAAGAAAAUUCGACCCAAGUGUACAAUGAGAGAAUUCUUUGCUUAUAGAAUUCAAGAUCGAUCAUCUGCCUUUUCUCUAAUUUUAAAUGCUCGGAGAUUGUUUCAACAAUUUUUGGUAGAUGCAUAUACCAUGAUUGAGAGUGAAAGGCUUAAUUAUAUUCGUUUUCAACAGAAACAUCUUAGGUCUGAAACAUAUUCAAAUCUUCAAAACUUGAAAAACGAAGGAAAAGAUGAUCUAUCAAAUACUGGUAUACGUUUUUUAUUACCAUCUUCUUUUACCGGUGGAUCUCGCUAUAUGCAACAAAACUAUUUAGAUGCUAUGGCUAUAUGUAAAUGGUUUGGAUAUCCCGAUUUUUUUAUUACCGUUACAUGUAAUCCGAAGUGGCCAGAGAUUAAACGUUACCUGAGAAAUACUUCAAUUAAACCUGAAGACAGGCCAGACAUUUUGUGUAGAUUGUUUAAAAUAAAGCUCGAUUCACUUACAAAGGAUCCGAAGGACAAAAAAAUAUUUGGAGAAUUAAGUGCAGCCGUUUAUACUGUGGAAUUUCAAAAACGUGGAUUGCCUCAUGCUCACAUUUGCAUUUUUUUGAAACCGGAAUCCAAAAUUUUGUCCGUUGAUCAUCUUGACAAAUUCAUUUCUGCUGAGAUACCUGAUAAGAGAGAAGAUCCAAGCCUAUAUGCACUUGUGACUGAUUUCAUGAUUCAUGGUCCAUGUGGAAAUGCAAAUCCGACUUGUCCUUGUAUGGUUGAUAGUAGAUGUUCAAAAAACUAUCCGAAAAAAUUCAACCCUAAGACCACCACUGAUGCUGACGGUUUCCCUGUAUAUAGAAGAAGAGACAAUGGAAACACUGUUAUAAAGUCCAACGUUCAAUUAGACAACGUAAGUGUUGUUCCUUAUAGUCCGGUUCUUUUGAAAAGAUACCAAGCUCACAUUAAUGUUGAAUGGUGCAAUCAAGCUGGUUCUAUUAAAUAUUUGUUCAAGUACAUUAAUAAAGGCGCAGAUAGAGCUUCUCUUGUAGUGUUAAACCGAGACGGUACAGAAAAUGAAAAAACAACAAAGGAUGAGAUCAAAGCGUAUUAUGAUUGUAGGUACGUUUCAGCAUGUGAAGCUUCUUGGAGGAUAUUUGCAAAUGAGGUUCACUUCAGGUUUCCUCCAGUUAUGAGACUUCCUUUUCAUCUUGAAGGUCAACAAAAUGUUGUAUUUGGAGCCGAGGACGAUAUACAAGAAGUUUUGGAUAAGCCAUCAGUUUCUUCUUCGAUUUUUCUAAAGUGGUUUGAGAUGAACAGAAAUAAUGAAGAUGCACGGAAACUUACCUAUGUUGAGUUUCCUACUAAAUUCUGUUGGAAGUUAACAGAUAGAGUAUGGAAACCCCGUAAAAGAAAGCUGUUACAGAUCGGACGGAUUCAUUCUGUUUCCCCUGCUGUGGGUGAACCGUAUUUUCUUAGAAUUCUCCUAAACAAAGUCAAAGGACCCAAAUCGUUUGAAGAGAUUAGAACUGUUGAUGGUCAGGUGUUUCCAACUUUCAGGGACGCGUGUUAUGCUAUGGGUUUGUUAGAUGAUGACAUGGAGUACAUUGAAGCAAUUAAGGAAGCCAAUUUUGCGGGUGAUGGUCGUUAUACUCGUGCACUUUUUGUUACUUUGUUGUUGUCAAACACAUUGUCAAGACCUGAAUAUGUAUUUGAACAAACAUGGAAAUUAUUGGGCGAUGACAUCUUAUACAAUAGAAGAAGAUCAACAAAAAACAAAGAACUUGUAAUGUCUGAUGAGAGGUUGAAGAAUCAGACAUUGGUUGAGAUUGAAAAGUACCUGAUUCGAAAUGGUUCCUCUUUGACACGAUGGCCGACAAUUCCUUAUCCUGAUUACGAUUCCUUUGCUGUUGGAAACAAUCGUUUGGUUGACGAAGAAUUAUCUUUUGAUAUUCCGCAGCUUCAGAGUGAGUUACAUACUCUUAAAUCUUCAUUGACUGACGAACAACUGUCCAUUUAUAAUCAAAUUAUGACAGCAGUUGAAGAUGGAAAAGGAGGUGUAUUUUUUGUAUAUGGAUAUGGUGGAACAGGUAAGACAUUUCUCUGGAAGACUUUAGCUUUAUCCGUUAGGUCUAGAGAACAGAUCAUACUAAAUGUUGCUUCGAGUGGUAUUGCUUCUUUGCUAAUGUCAAGAGGUAGAACGGCACAUUCUAGAUUUCACAUUCCCAUAAAUUUAGAUGAGAGUUCCAUGUGUCACAUAAGGGCUGAUGGUGAUGUAGCCUACUUGCUUAAGCAUACUAGGUUAAUUAUAUGGGAUGAAGCACCCAUGGUACAUAGGCAUGUGUUUGAAGCUUUAGACCGAACAUUUAAAGAUGUUUUGGUUGACAAAAGCAAUUCUCAAUCGGAUGUUUUAUUUGGAGGUAAAGUAAUUGUGUUUGGUGGUGAUUUUAGGCAAAUUCUUCCUGUUAUUCCAAACGGAAGUAGGCAAGAAAUUGUUAAUGCUUCGUUGAGUUCAUCUUAUAUAUGGUCCCACUGUAAAUUACUUACCUUAACAAAAAACAUGAGGUUGACUAUCUGUAACAACUCUCAUUAA